UUGCAAACAUGCGCUUACCCAGAAAUUCUAUAAAUAGUGAUGAUAAAAGUGUUUACAAUUCAUUGUAAUGGCUUUUGAAGUAUCCUGGUGGGUUCCCUCUGCUCUGAUGCGGAUUACUACGUGGUAUUGCUAUCUCCGAUGGAGCUAGAUACUACAAUGCGCAUGAUCCUGCAGGUGCCUAUAUGGGCGCAACGGGUCAUCUAUAUCCAAGGCUCGUGCCUAAAGGACAGCGACCUAGUGAGGGCCAGGAUGAACGAGGCUGAAGCCUGUUUCGUUCUGGCUGCCAGGAAUUAUGCCGAUAAGACUGCUGCGGACGAACACACAAUUCUCCGCUCAUGGGCUGUGAAGGACUUCGCGCCUAAUGUGGCGCAGUACGUCCAGAUCUUCAGGCCGGAGAACAAAUUGCACGUCAAGUUCGCCGAAUACGUGGUAUGCGAGGACGAAUUCAAGUAUGCUUUGCUUGCCAACAACUGUACCUGCCCUGGUGCCUCUACUUUAGUCACACUUCUUCUUCACACGUCCAGAGGACAAGAAGGUCAACAAUCCCAAGAAGAGUGGCAUCGACUAUAUGGAAGAUGUUCAGGAAAUGAAAUCUAUCACAUAGUUUUAGGAGAUAGCAGAUUUUUUGGUGAAUAUGAGGGGAAGAGUUUCACAUAUGCCAGCUUUCAUUCUCAUAGAAAAUAUGGCGUUGCUCUGGUAGGCGUCCGCCCGGCCGAGUUGCCGGAAUUCUACGAGGAUACCAUCCUGCUUAACCCGGGCCCUAGGCAUAUCAUGAAGAAGAGCGACACCUGCUACUACAUGAGUAUCACCAAGGAGGAGAACAGCGCAUUCUCCGUGGCCAAUCAGCAACAAGCUCAAGCACCUGCCGGUGGGGAGCCCACGGUGGUGACUGCCAAAGAGGAGGAAAAACCUCAGCAGGCUCCUCAACAGACUCAGCAUCAUGGCAAAGACGGUACCGGCCCCCCACAACUAAUUCUGCAAGUCCCCACAUGUGUCAGUGAGUGUUGCAUGAUGUCAAAUGCCUUGUAUUGCUACUUUUUGUUUUGCUGAGUUGUAAUAUUAGAGUUGCCGUUUGAAAUGAUUCUAAUUGGAUUUCAUCUAAUACUGAGUUCGGAGCUAGGUCAAUAUUUAAUUUCCAAAAGUUCAAAGGCUCUAGGCGAGACCAAAACCAUUUUCUAAAAAGCUAAUUUACCCUAAAACGUUUACCUGAUUUUCUGGCUCUAAAAACAAUCGACAAUCGUCAUUCUACCCAUGUACAUGUGUGUAAAUGCAAAAUUCAUUUAAGCCAAGUUAAACAAGAUUUGGUACUUGACUUGUUGCUGCUGAUUCUACUUCCAAUUUGAUCUCAUGUUACAGUGGGAUUACUAUAACGACGUGCCAUUUCUGUUGUCAUUGAAACAUGUCAUUUUCCUAUCAGAACAAAAAGCGAUUUGAUAUUUUGUCAUAAAUCCGUGAGCGAGGAUCCCAUUUAUUCAAAGAGAGUGACACUAUAAUUCCGAAAUGAUGCUUCAAUCAUACAUUCACCAUGGAUUAUUCAAUAAAGAGAAAUUGAAGUCAAGGGUCCAGAAGAUCACUGAAAAGAGCGGACUAGUCUGGUUUGCAUACGGUGCCUCGACAAAAGAGGGCUCUAGUGCAGGAUAGUUCGCACUCACAAAAAACCUUAGGCAGCGGUUAACUACGAGAUCGCAGGCGAUGAAUGACGGGUGAUAGGCGACAGGCGUCAUCGCGAGUAUCUGUUUUGCAUAGCUUUUUUUUGUGAGGGGGGAAUGGGGAAUGCGUUUAUGCACCAUACCAUAGCCCGAGCUACGCCGUGUGUGGGACUCCAGGUUGUCUUGAGGAGACCACCUUAUACCCACUAAACCCUAACCUCCGCGUGGCCCGACUCAUCAGCG
Acanthoscelides obtectus is the source of this 1892-nucleotide messenger RNA. Lineage: Eukaryota; Metazoa; Arthropoda; Insecta; Coleoptera; Chrysomelidae. The record is from the annotation of a GenBank genome assembly.